Molecule: messenger RNA, 1179 nt
Organism: Musa acuminata AAA Group (dessert banana)
Lineage: Eukaryota; Viridiplantae; Streptophyta; Magnoliopsida; Zingiberales; Musaceae
Product: G-protein coupled receptor 1-like
Exons: 9
Coding region: 80-1036 (318 amino acids)
Biological process (GO): cell surface receptor signaling pathway; adenylate cyclase-activating G protein-coupled receptor signaling pathway
Cellular component (GO): plasma membrane
Molecular function (GO): G protein-coupled receptor activity
Source: RefSeq, a predicted model, not a curated record
UCUUUUCUCCCCCAUCCUUCCCUCAUCUUCCCUCCUCUCCCUCACGCGGAGAGCGCGCGAGAUCCGGCGAUCCGAACCGAUGAAUGCGCCGUCGACGGCGGUGGGCCUUAGCUCGGCGGACCGCCACGUCCUGACCGCGGUCAGCGUGGGCGCAGCAGCGCUCUCGCUCGCGGGGUCGGCCUUCAUCGUCCUCUGCUACCUCCUUUUCAAGGAGCUCCACAAGUUCUCCUUCAAGCUCGUCUUCUUCCUCGCCCUCUCCGAUGUGUUUUGCAGUUUCUUCACCAUUGUUGGGGAUCCAUCUAAUAGAUUCUUUUGCUAUGCUCAAGACUACAGUGUACAUUUCUUUUGCGUGGCUUCAUUCUUGUGGACAACAACCAUUGCAUUUACUCUUCAUCGCACUGUUGUGAAACACAAAACAGAUGUGGAAGAUUAUGGAUCAGUCUUUCACUUGUAUGUUUGGGGUACUUCGCUUGCUACGACUGUAAUACGUUCGAUAGGCAGUGAUUAUGGACGACCAGGGGCAUGGUGUUGGACUGAGCCUGCUCGAAGUGGGAAGGCAUCUCACCUAAUAACUUUUUAUGUGCCAUUAUGGAGUGCUAUACUUUACAAUGGGUUUACAUACUUUCAAGUGAAUCGCACGCUAAGCAAUGCAACACGGAUGGCGGUGGCCUUGUCCGAGCAACCAAACCAAUCUGACAUGAGGGCAGAAAAGAAGGCAUUCAAUAGGUGGGGCUACUAUCCUUUGAUUCUGAUAGGAUCUUGGUCGUUUGCAACAAUCAACCGUCUCUAUGACUUCAUUAGUCCAGACCACAAGAUCUUUUGGCUUUCGUUCCUUGAUGUCGGGUUUGCUGGACUUAUGGGACUGUUUAAUUCAAUUGCUUAUGGUCUUAACUCAUCUGUACGACGAGCGGUCACCGAAAGAAUUGAAUUAUGGAUCCCCGAGAAAUAUAGAAGGUGGCUUCCGGUUUCUUCAAAGCUAAGAAGUCGACAACCAGAAAGUGAGCUCACUUCACUAAUAGUUGCAAGCCAGCAGUAACUAUGGUCUGCUGCUAUUUUGGUCCUCCAGUGUACUUGCUUCCUCAUAGAAGAGCCACGAGGAUUGGAAGUAUCAUAGCUAUUGGAAAAACUGCUUUUUUUUACUCGAGUUGCCCAUUCCAGUGACAUCCUUUACCCAAAAUC